CAAAAAUUAAAGUUCUGCGUAUAGAGGCCGUGGGAGAAUGGUCGAUCCAGAAUGGAUAGACAUUCAAGUUGUCCGAGACUGGAUAUUCACAUUUGACCACCAGCAUGAUCAGAGCUGUCGAUGCGCCUACGGCACCACAAGAAUCACCCAGCAUCGUCCAAAUCUGCCCAUUGAUACUUGGGGCAAAUGCCUGACGAAAGCUGCAUCCGAGGAGUCUUACAUGGCCCUUAGCCAUGGAUGGGGCAGUACACCAAAUCUGACCACAAUUCAAGCUAAUGUGGAACUCUUUCAGCAGCCUGGCAACCUGGACCGCGAAGAAAUUGCCUGGCAAAUUCCGACUUGUAUUCGAGAUGCGAUCGCCUUUACGGAACUCUUGAACGAACGCAACCUCUGGGUAGACUCUCUGUAUUGUACUGUACAAGACGAGGAGAAAAUCUCCCCCAUCGCGAAAUUAUAAGGACGGCUUCGAUAUAUGCAAACGCGGUGCUCACAAUUGUUGCUGCUAAUGAGAAGACGCCAAUUACGGCCUGCGAGGCAUUAAAGUGGUAUUAUUUCCAAGAAGGC
Molecule: messenger RNA, 564 nt
Organism: Hyaloscypha bicolor E
Lineage: Eukaryota; Fungi; Ascomycota; Leotiomycetes; Helotiales; Hyaloscyphaceae
Exons: 1
Coding region: 38-457 (139 amino acids)
Source: RefSeq, a predicted model, not a curated record